AUGUGGCCCCGCUUAUUGUUUACUGCUAGACGUAGUGCAGUUCAAAUAAAUAUCGAAAAUGCGUUAAAAAUCUCUUCCCGUGCUUCAUCAAGCCAAGCGAGGCAAGCGGAAAUUUCCGAGGCUAAAUUGACAAACUCAGUAUUAUCGUCAGAAAAAUUUACUGACAUUCGCAUAUAUAAUGAACCAAUUCCGCAAUACCUAUCCGGUUCCGAUGACAUUAAAAAAUUGGAGAACGCUCUUGAGCGAUACCAAAAUAACUGCGAAGACAUACCCAUUGUUAUAAAUGGUAAGGAAAUAAGGAAGGGCAAGGAGGUAUAUCAGGUUAUUCCACACAGGAAAAGUCAUAAACUUGCCAAGUAUUACUAUGCUGAUGAUGCCACCAUAAAGGAGGCAAUUCAAGCUUCAGUCAAAAAGCAAAAGGAAUGGGAUAGGACUCCUCUCACCAAGCGUAUCGAAAUAUGGGAGCGGGCAGCUGAUCUUAUGUCCAAAAAAUACCGUGCAGAUCUUCUAGCAACUACCAUGUUGGGCCAAUCAAAAACUGUUAUACAAGCCGAAAUUGAUUCUGGUGCUGAAUUAAUCGAUUUCACGCGCAUGAAUGCUGGUUACUUGAAGCAGCUGGCCAAUGAUCAACCGCUUAGCCCCACUCCAGAUGUCACCAAAAACCAUUUACGUGUCCGUGGGUUAGAGGGUUUUGUAGCAGCUAUAACUCCCUUUAAUUUCACUGCAAUCGGUGGCAAUUUGGCCUACACCCCAGCACUAAUGGGUUGCAGCGUGUUGUGGAAACCGUCCGAUACGGCGAUGCUCUCCAGCUGGACGGUGUUCAAGAUAAUGCGUGAAGCCGGUGUACCCGAUGGUGUAGUAAACUUCGUGCCAGCCAUUGGUAAAAACUUCGGUGAUGCUAUAACAAGUUCUCCCGAUUUGGCUGGCAUCAAUUUCACAGGAUCCACGGCGACUUUCAAAACUCUGUGGAAGUUGGUAGCCAACAAAAUUGAUGAUUACAAAAAUUACCCGCGCUUGGUUGGUGAGUGCGGUGGCAAGAAUUUCCAUUUUAUUCAUCCAUCAGCGCAUGUGGAGACAGCCGUUGCACAAACUAUUCGUUCGGCUUUCGAAUAUGGUGGACAGAAGUGUUCGGCUUGCUCUCGCCUAUAUGUCCCUGAAUCACUAUGGGAAUCGCAGUUCAAAGGGCCGUUGAUUGAAAAAGUAAAGAAGUUGAAAGUGGGUGACGCCUGCGAAGUUGAUACAUUUUAUUCGGCUGUUAUUGAUGACAACUCGUUCCAACGAAUUUCGGGAUUUAUUAACGAGGUUAAGGAAGAUCCCGAAUGCACUGUAUUGGCUGGUGGUAAUUUGUCGAAUGUAGAAGGGUUCUUUGUGGAACCAACCAUUGUUGAAGUGAAAGAUCCGCACAAGCGUGUUAUACGCGAUGAAAUCUUUGGGCCAGUGUUGUCGGUAUAUGUUUAUAAGGAUGGCGAUUUGAAGAAGACUAUUGAUUUGGUUAGGAACACCACCAAAUAUGCAUUAACUGGUAGCGUGUUUGCCACGGAUGAAUCAUUUUUGAAACAAGCGUUAGACGAGUUCAAGGACGCCGCCGGCAACUUCUAUAUCAAUGAUAAAUCGACUGGUGCAGUUGUUGGCCAACAGCCAUUCGGCGGUGCACGCCAAUCGGGAACAAACGAUAAAGCCGGAUGCCCAUUUUAUCUGUUGCGUUGGGCUUCAUUGCAGGCCGUAAAAGAGACAUUUGUCCCAAUACCAGAUAUUUAUUAUCCUUAUAUGAACAAAACAAAAAAUUAAAUAACUAAUUAUGAUAUUCCUCUGUAACUAAAACUAAACGAAUCUCGAAUGGCAGUUAAAAAUUAGAAGCUUUUAAUUAUGUGGCUACUAACUAAUUUAUUCCGCGGAUACAGAAAUACAAGUCUACUGAAUUAAUUACGAAAUUAUGAAUCUCGAUUUUCACAGUGUAUUGUAUUUACAUAUAUGUGAUGAAAUCUCCUAAAUGAAAAAUGAACUUGAAUAUUUACAGAUUACAUAGAAUAUCUGUUUGGAAAGCUAAACUCUCCUGAGCAUACAUAUACUAUUAGCAUUGGAAGUCAAGCCCUCCAUUUGUUAUCAGUAGUAUUAACUCUGGUUCGUUGGUGGCACAGCUUACACAUACCUAUGCAUGUAUGUAUGUACAUACAUAUAAUAAAAUGAACACAGAUCUGCGAUAA
Molecule: messenger RNA, 2204 nt
Organism: Rhagoletis pomonella (apple maggot)
Lineage: Eukaryota; Metazoa; Arthropoda; Insecta; Diptera; Tephritidae
Product: delta-1-pyrroline-5-carboxylate dehydrogenase, mitochondrial-like
Exons: 2
Coding region: 1-1788 (595 amino acids)
Cellular component (GO): mitochondrial matrix
Molecular function (GO): L-glutamate gamma-semialdehyde dehydrogenase (NAD+) activity
Source: RefSeq, a predicted model, not a curated record